AUGGAAUUGCGAAAUAGCCUCUCAGCACUAAUAGAUGCUGCGAAAAACAUGGCGCUUAUCGUUUCGAAUGAUGCUUCUGACGGGCCAUAUCAAGUUAUCAUCCCCGAAGACUCGGACCCGAAUGAAGAAUGGAAAACUUUCAAGGGAGAAGAAGAGAACCAAGAAUAUUCAGAGUCGGAUGAAUAUGUACAAGAUAUUCGUCACACAAAUAAGAUCCUAGGCAAGUUGUCGAACGCUUUACGGAACCCAACCCUGCGUGACCAAAGGGAACAUGCUGCUUUGACGCCACGAAAGGGAUGCUGGCCAAGGAGAGAUCCCUGGGCUGAGCAAUAG
Penicillium angulare is the source of this 333-nucleotide messenger RNA. RefSeq lists its product as uncharacterized. NCBI's taxonomy places the organism in Eukaryota, Fungi, Ascomycota, Eurotiomycetes, Eurotiales, Aspergillaceae. The transcript has 3 exons. The coding region runs from base 1 to 333 and encodes 110 amino acids. The record is from RefSeq and is a predicted model, not a curated record.